Molecule: messenger RNA, 729 nt
Organism: Drosophila persimilis
Lineage: Eukaryota; Metazoa; Arthropoda; Insecta; Diptera; Drosophilidae
Product: protein zerknuellt 2
Exons: 1
Coding region: 1-729 (242 amino acids)
Biological process (GO): regulation of transcription by RNA polymerase II
Cellular component (GO): nucleus
Molecular function (GO): DNA-binding transcription factor activity, RNA polymerase II-specific; RNA polymerase II cis-regulatory region sequence-specific DNA binding
Source: RefSeq, a predicted model, not a curated record
AUGGAAGCCGUCCCAGUAGGUGCCACAAAAUCCAUGGAAAAGUCGAAAAGAUCUCGCACGGCCUUCACCAGCCAUCAGCUUCUGGAAUUGGAGCGGGAGUUCCAUUUGAACAAAUACAUGUCACGGACACGACGCAUUGAGAUUUCCCAGCGACUGAAUCUGACCGAAAGACAGGUGAAGAUCUGGUUCCAGAAUCGCAGGAUGAAGUCCAAGAAGUUGGCCAAUAAGCAGGUGGCCAAGGGAGUUCUGACCCCCACACAGUUGUGCGACCUGCCACCAAGGGAAGAUCUAUUGGAGCACGAACAUAUUGUGGAACGUCUUUUGCAAUAUGUGAACACAACUGUGGAGAGUGUGCCCCAACCGGAAGCAGAGCACGCCGGGAUGCCUCUACCACCUAUUGGUGUGCCUCCGCAACAAGGACACAUAACGCCACCCUACCAGGCGUAUGACUACCUUCAGGAGUUCUGUCCAGCCCCCUUGCCGAUCGCAGAGAUGCCCAUCAACCAACUGGAGCCGCCGAUCAAUCAAAUGACUCAAAAUUGGCCCAGCAGUUGGUUUGCGCCUGAGUCUACCUCGGAACCCCUUCAAAGUCUACAGAUUCCCAGCUCCAAUCCCUACGCCCAAGAUCUUUUUAUGGGACAAAAUCUGUGCUGGGAUUCGAAUAGUAGCUCUUCUGGGGCGUCCCUGCAGGUGGACUUUGAUUUCAUACAGAAUUUAAUUGACUUUUAA